Molecule: messenger RNA, 983 nt
Organism: Lacerta agilis (Sand lizard)
Lineage: Eukaryota; Metazoa; Chordata; Lepidosauria; Squamata; Lacertidae
Gene: GJB7
Product: gap junction protein beta 7
Exons: 2
Coding region: 171-965 (264 amino acids)
Biological process (GO): cell communication
Cellular component (GO): connexin complex
Source: RefSeq, a predicted model, not a curated record
UACACUGCCUAGGAAACCAUCAUACUCCAUUUUCAACGCUUGACGCUGUAAAACUCCGUUUCUGGGAAAGCAAAUGAUUAAUUUUUAAUGGUACCAGAAACCUGCUGCGUGCUUUUUUGACAACCAUCUGCUGCUCUACAAGUUCCUUGCCCCUUUCUGAAGUGGAAGCAAUGAGCUGGUCAUUCCUCCGUGAUGUCCUAAGCGGGGUGAACAAAUACUCAACUGGAAUCGGCAGAAUCUGGUUGGCUAUUGUGUUUAUCUUCCGCCUCCUUGUCUACGUUGUGGCUGCAGAACAAGUCUGGAAGGAUGAACAGAAGGAGUUUGAGUGUAACAUUAGGCAGCCUGGCUGUGAAAAUGUCUGCUUUGACUACUUUUUCCCAGUUUCCCAGGUAAGGCUUUGGGCCUUACAAUUGAUCAUGGUCUCCACCCCAUCCCUUCUUGUCGUUCUCCAUGUUGCCUAUCGAGAAAGCAGGGAAAAGAGACACAGGAAAAAGCUGUAUAAGGACCCAGGAAGCAUGGAUGGAGGGUUGCUAUGCACCUAUCUCAUCAGUCUUCUUUCCAAAACAGGAUUUGAACUCGGCUUCCUCUUUUUGUUUUACAAGCUGUACGGCGGAUUCAACGUGCCCCGCCUUGUGAAAUGUGACAUGAGUCCAUGUCCCAACACAGUCGAUUGCUACAUCUCCAAGCCCACAGAGAAGAAAGUCUUCCUGUACAUUGUGGUGGUGACGUCCUCUUUGUGCAUCAUCUUAAAUGUAAUCGAACUCACCUAUUUGGUUUUCAAGUACUCCAUCAAAUGUUGUUUCAGGGGCUACAUCGAGAGAGUUCAAGAAUCCAAACGUGAAGACAAAAAGUUGAGUUCCGUGAAUCACAAUGGAACCACCUUAUUUCAGGGCAAUGAUGAAGUCACUAUCUUCGGUAUCCAGGGAGAUGGAAGAAACUUGCCCACCAGUCAACAGCAAGAAUAACAGGCACACGUUAAAUAA